CCAAUUCCACCAUGCCCGACUUGUGGUCGACUUCAUCGGGGAGAGUGCCAUGUAGGACAGGACAUCUGCUAUUACUGCCACGAGCCUGGACACUUUGCGAGCCGCUGUCCGAAGAGACUCCAGCAGCAGCUUCAGCAGCCUCAGCAGCAGCAGCCACGUCAGCAGGCACAGAGGCCGCCUCAGCAGCAGCAGCAACAGCAGAGGGGCAGACAGCAGGCCAGGGUUUACGCGGUUGAUCAGGCCGAGGCAGCACAGCAGCCAGGUACUAUGUCAGGGAUGGUUAUUCUCAAUGAUAUUCCAUUCUUAGCGCUUCAGCAUGGCACUCGUACUGUUGAUGAGUACGAACGAGAGUUCACUAGACUUGCAGCUUUCGUACCGGAUCUGGUUCGCACGGAGGAUCAGAGAGCGCAGCGGUUCAUCGACGGGCUUUUCCCAGCAGUCCGUCACAACAUCGUGGGACACAGGACUCAGACCUACGCUCGUGCAGUUUCUAUUGCCCAGGAGGUGGACGAUAGCAUCAGGAGGGAGGCAGUUCGUGAUCGUGCCCAAUCAUCCGCCCCAGUUCAGCCAUUUGCAGCUCUACCAGCUCCACCAGCCCCUCAGCAGGCAAAGGAGAAGAAGAGGAAGGGGAAGGGUGCACAGACUGACCGGAGGACCCGACAGAGACAGCAGCCAAUUCCACCGUGCCCGACUUGUGGUCGACUUCAUCGGGGAGAGUGCCAUGUAGGACAGGACAUCUGCUAUUACUGCCACGAGCCUGGACACUUUGCGAGCCGCUGUCCGAAGAGACUCCAGCAGCAGCCUCAGCAGCCUCAGCAGCAGCAGCCACGUCAGCAGGCACAGAGGCCGCCUCAGCAACAGCA
Messenger RNA from Striga hermonthica, 863 nucleotides. The record is from the annotation of a GenBank genome assembly. Lineage: Eukaryota; Viridiplantae; Streptophyta; Magnoliopsida; Lamiales; Orobanchaceae.